AUGGAAAACCAUGGCAAGGGAUCGGGAGGUGAGGAAGGAGAGGGCGCAGAGGAGGUCAGCGACAAGAGCAAGCGGACCGAGGAGCAGAGCAACAGAGCGGAGAAGGGGGAGAAGGAGAGCAGUGAGAAGGAGAGGGGCGAGAGCAGUGAGAAGGAGAGGGGCGAGAGCAGUGAGAAGGAGAGGGGCGAGAGCAGGAGGGAGGGCCGCCGCGCCCUGUGGAGGAGCGGCUGGGCGCUGACGGAACGUCUGGCCAUCAAUGUGUCGGGGAUGCGCUACGAGACUCAACUCAGCACCCUUGCCCAGUUCCCCGACUCCUUGCUGGGGGACCCCCAGCGCCGGCUGCGCUACUUCGACCCCCUGCGAAACGAAGUCUUCCUUGACCGGAGCCGCAUCUGCUUCGACGCCAUCCUUUACUUCUACCAGUCCGGCGGGCGGCUGCGCAGGCCCGCCAAUGUGCCUCUGGACGCGUUCAUGGAGGAGCUGCGCUUCUACGAGCUGGGAGAGGAGGUCGUGGAGCGCUUCAAGGAGGACGAAGGCUUUGCCAAGGAGGAGGAGAGGCCUCUGCCAACAAACGAGCUGCAGCGCCGGCUCUGGAUGCUGUUUGAGCACCCGGAGUCCUCUGGUGCAGCCCGCAUCAUUGCCAUCAUCAGCGUCAUGGUCAUUGUGGUGUCCAUUCUCAUCUUCUGCCUGGAGACGCUGCCUGAGUUCAGGGCUGAGAAGGAGUUGAGGGAGCAAUUCAUAACGAUGCCCCAUCCUACAAUAGCAAAUGAAAGCAUACUGGUUGCACCUGGCUUUGCCUCCUUCCAAGACCCCUUCUUCAUAGUAGAGACAGUGUGCAUCUUCUGGUUCUCCUUUGAACUCAUCAUGCGCUUCAUCUGCUCCCCCAGCAAGACCAUCUUCUUCAAAGAUGUUAUGAACACAAUUGACUUCUUCGCCAUCAUUCCCUAUUUUGUCACACUGGGCACGGAGCUGGCCAAGGACAAAGGGGCCACCCCGUCCGUGUCCCUAGCCUUGAUCAGGGUCAUUAGGUUGGUGAGGGUGUUCAGAAUCUUUAAGCUAUCUCGUCACUCCAAGGGCCUCCAGAUCUUGGGUCAGACGCUGAAAGCCAGCCUGCGCGAGCUUGCUUUGCUCAUCUUCUUCCUCUUCAUCGGCGUCAUCAUCUUCUCCAGUGCUGUCUACUUUGCCGAGGUAGACAACCCUGAUACAGCCUUCACCAGCAUCCCUGAGGCCUUCUGGUGGGCCGUGGUCUCCAUGACCACGGUGGGCUAUGGGGACAUGUACCCGGAAACGGUUGGGGGUAAGCUGGUGGGGUCCAUGUGUGCGAUCGCCGGAGUUCUCACCAUCUCCCUGCCAGUUCCUGUCAUUGUGUCCAACUUCAGCUACUUUUACCACCGUGAGAUGGAGUGCGAGGAUAACACAGAAUACAACCACGUCCCCACCUCUCUAUGGGAGGAUGGGCCCGAGUGGACAGAGGAGGAGGAGGAGGAUGAAGGAGCAGACGAUGGUCCUGAGGGCAUGGGAGAUAAUGCCCCUCUCUACCGGUGCAACAGCAGCAGCAUUUGCCCUCCCCUCAACAGGACCCUGCUGGCAGGGCUAUGUACGGCAGGGCAGGCAACUGAGGACCAGAAAGGGGUCAACGUCUACCUCAGAGAACCUCUGGUCACUCAAGUUUGA
This is a messenger RNA of Lampris incognitus (smalleye Pacific opah), 1674 nucleotides long. RefSeq names its product potassium voltage-gated channel, shaker-related subfamily, member 7 (gene kcna7). Gene Ontology annotation, cellular component: membrane; voltage-gated potassium channel complex. Gene Ontology annotation, biological process: protein homooligomerization; potassium ion transmembrane transport. The coding region runs from base 1 to 1674 and encodes 557 amino acids. Lineage: Eukaryota; Metazoa; Chordata; Actinopteri; Lampriformes; Lampridae. Gene Ontology annotation, molecular function: delayed rectifier potassium channel activity; protein binding. The transcript has 2 exons. The record is from RefSeq and is a predicted model, not a curated record.